AUGCCUAUUCUCAAGGAAGGUCUGAAGAAGUUAUACUUCCCCUCAACAGUCCUCAAGCUGGUCCGGAACGGCCCCAACGUCCCCGCCGUCUCCAAUACCCUCACCUUCAGGGUGCCUCCCUCGAUGAAUAAGUUCGACAUCAAAUCCUACCUUGCCAACAUCUACAAGCUCAACGUCCUCGACGUCCGUACCGCCAACAUGCCCGCAAAACUCGCCGGCUCCGGCGGAAACACCAUCCUCAAGCGCCAAAAGUUUAAGAAGGCCAUCGUCACCAUCGACCACGAGUUCAAGUGGCCAGAGGCCCCCGACAGCGUCACCUUCGGAAUCCAGGACGCCGUCAACGAACGCUCACGGAUCAUGAACCGUCUCAAGGGAUGGAGGAUGCGACCCCACCACGGCAUCCAGGCCGCCAAGAAGGCUGCCGACGGCGAGGCUGCCGCUGCUGCCAAAGAGACCACCAAGGCAUAA
Linnemannia hyalina is the source of this 468-nucleotide messenger RNA. The record is from the annotation of a GenBank genome assembly. NCBI's taxonomy places the organism in Eukaryota, Fungi, Mortierellomycota, Mortierellomycetes, Mortierellales, Mortierellaceae.